AUGGCUAUCAAGACAAAGCUUACAGAGGCGACGGGUAUCAGAAUCCCUGUGGUUCAGGGAGGGAUGAUGUGGGUUGGACGCGCGGAGCUGGCAAGUGCGGUGUCGAACGCAGGCGGACUCGGCAUCCUCACUGCCCUCACUCAGCCCACCCCUGAAGACCUGAGAAAGGAGAUUCGCAGGUGUCGCACCAUGACUGACAAGCCGUUCGGCGUCAACCUGACCCUCCUCCCUGCCCUCAUCCCCCCAGACUACCCCGCCUAUUGCAAAGUCAUCAUCGAAGAGGGCAUCAAAAUCGUUGAAACAGCCGGUAACAACCCAGGCCCCGUUAUCAAAACCCUUAAAGGAUCCGGAAUCUUCAUUAUCCACAAAUGUACCGCAAUCCGACAUGCGCUCAGUGCGCAGAAGUUGGGUGUAGAUAUGUUGAGUAUUGAUGGGUUUGAGUGUGCGGGACAUCCGGGUGAGGACGAUGUGACUGGGUUAAUUUUGUUGGCAAUUGCAGCGAGAAAGUUGAAGGUGCCGUAUAUCGCGAGUGGUGGGUUCGGGGAUGGACGUGGUCUUGCCGCGGCGUUGGCGCUUGGUGCUCAAGGGAUCAACAUGGGCUCCCGCUUCAUGGCGACUGCUGAAGCACCCAUCCAUCCCAACAUCAAGCAAUCCAUCGUCAAAGCCGACGAACGCUCUACCGCUCUCCUCCUCCGCUCAUACCGCAAUACGACGAGGAUGUACAAGAACGAGGUCGCCAAAGAAGUCGUCUCCCGCGAGAACCAGGGUGUCAAGUUCGAGGGUGUUCGUGAACUUGUUGCCGGUGCGAGAGGUAAGAGGGUGUAUGAGGAGGGUGAUGACAAUGCGGGUGUGUGGACGAUGGGUCAGGUUGCAGGUCUUAUCGAUGAUGUGCCGACUUGUCAGGUCUUGUUGGAGAGGAUUGAGAGAGAGGCGGAGGAAAUCAUCGCUGGUAAUGCCAAGAUGUUGGUUGGCAGUGGAGGAAAGGCGAAACUCUAG
Messenger RNA from Saitoella complicata NRRL Y-17804, 996 nucleotides. Its product is annotated as 2-nitropropane dioxygenase. Bases 1 to 996 code for a protein of 331 amino acids. NCBI's taxonomy places the organism in Eukaryota, Fungi, Ascomycota, Saitoellomycetes, Saitoellales, Saitoellaceae. The transcript has 5 exons. The record is from RefSeq and is a predicted model, not a curated record. Gene Ontology annotation, molecular function: nitronate monooxygenase activity.